Messenger RNA from Coccomyxa subellipsoidea C-169, 2044 nucleotides. Its product is annotated as Sodium/sulfate symporter. The transcript has 9 exons. Gene Ontology annotation, biological process: transmembrane transport. Gene Ontology annotation, cellular component: membrane. NCBI's taxonomy places the organism in Eukaryota, Viridiplantae, Chlorophyta, Trebouxiophyceae, Coccomyxaceae. Gene Ontology annotation, molecular function: transmembrane transporter activity. The coding region runs from base 61 to 1755 and encodes 564 amino acids. The record is from RefSeq and is a predicted model, not a curated record.
GAAGGGGGUUCCUUCAUUGCGCUAUCGCGCAUGCUAGAGUUCGCUCGCUGAUAAACCAAGAUGUCAACACACUUGAACUUUUGCAACAGCUUUCUCGUUCAUAAUUCCACGCGUCACAGCACUGUACUGCUCAGAAAUUCACGCUCAAACACCUCUCGAUGCAGGUUACAGCUCCAAGGACCAAGUAAUGGAUCCCCUUCGCUCAGCUUGCAGCAACACCUUAGGACCAGCUCAAGCUCCUUGCGGCAGCGAAGACCACUUAGACAGCCACAGGUGACUGCAUCGGCUGUAGUGUGUGCUGGGACCUCAUCAGAGCAGGCGCCUGCAAAGACAUGGCCAGGCGUCAAGCCGCUGCCACUGCUCCUGAGCAUUGGCCUUGGAUUGGCGCUGCGUUUCUUGGUGCCCAUCCCCAGUGGGCUCACCACGCAGGGAUGGACCUUGCUGUCCAUCUUUGUCUCUACCAUUGCUGGCCUGGUAUUGGAGCCUCUGCCAACUGGAGCAUGGGCGUUUCUGGCUGUCACAGUCUCAAUCUUCACAAAGACACUGACCUUCUCCCAGGCCUUCACAGCAUUUUCCAAUGAUGUCAUUUGGCUCAUCGUCGUCUCAUUCUUCUUCGCCGCGGGAUUCCAAAAGACGGGGCUGGGAGAGCGGGUGGCCAACCUGUUUGUGGCGGCCUGCGGCAAGAGCACGCUGGGUCUGGCAUAUGGGCUGAGCGUGGCAGAGGCUUGCCUGGCGCCUGCCAUGCCCUCCACCACUGCGCGCGCCGGCGGCAUCUUCAUGCCCAUCAUCAACUCACUCGCACUGGCUUCCGGCAGCGAGCCUGGCAAGCCGAGUGCAGGGAGGCUGGGCAAGUUCCUGGUGCAGUCGCAGUUCCAGGGGUCGGUGCACUCCUCAGCCCUCUUCCUGACCGCCGCAGCUCAGAACCUGCUCUGCAUGAAGCUCGCAGCUGAGCUGGGAGUGAACAUCCCAUCCCCAUGGGUCACCUGGUUUAAGGGCGCGGCUGUACCUGCCCUAUUGGGCCUCCUCAUCACCCCCCUCAUCAUGUACAAGCUGGUCCCCCCGGAGGUGAAGGACACGCCCGAGGCGCCGAAGCAGGCGAAGGAGAAGCUGCGCCAGAUGGGCCCCAUGACGCGCGACGAGCUCAUCAUGAGCUUCACUAUGCUGGGCGCUGUGAUUCUGUGGGUGCUGGGCGACCAGCUGCAGAUCCCAGCAGUCACCUCCGCCAUGCUCGGCCUCACCGCCCUGCUCAUGACCGGCGUCCUGCAGUGGAAGGACUGCCUCACCUACUCCCAGGCGUGGGACACACUGUUCUGGUUUGCGGUGUUGGUGGGCAUGUCAGGCCAGCUCAAUGGCCUGGGUGUCAUCAAGUACUUUGCUGAUGUGGUCGGCGGCAAGCUGAUAGCUGCCAACCUGGGCUGGCCAGUCGUCUUUGGCAUGCUCAACAUGGCCUACUUUGGCCUCCACUACAUGUUUGCCAGCCAAACCGCCCACGUCGGCGCCCUCUACGCUGCAUUCCUCGCCAUGAUGCUCUCCGCAGGUGUCCCAGGGGUGUUGGCUGCUCUCAGCCUUGCGUAUGUGAGCAAUCUGUUUGGCAGCAUGACGCACUAUGGCAGCGGCCAAGCAGCCGUGUACUAUGGUGCUGGCUACGUCACCCUGCAGGAGGUCUUCUCAGUUGGUGGCAUCAUGGUCGUGGUCAAUACUAUCAUCUGGGCUCUUGCUGGUGCUGUUUGGUGGAAGCUCUGUGGUUUCUUCUGAGCCUCCUGAGCCUGAGGCUGGACGCUGCGAUCCACUGACAGUGAAUACUGCCUAUAUUGCAUGUGGUUGGUGCAAAAAUGAGUUGAGAAGAGACAACUGCGGCAGAUCUUGAAUGCACUGAGCGAUCUCAUCGUUGUGGCCAGGCGUUCUAAGCAGGCCGCGCUAGCAUAUGUGUGCCUGGCGCUAGGCACGCACAUGAUCUUACACAAAAUAAUAAAUGAGCAUGCAUGAUACCGAUGAUGAUCAUGGUGAUCCCAACAAUAAUGAUUGUAACACAUAUAUCGAGAUG